Messenger RNA from Daphnia magna, 3298 nucleotides. RefSeq names its product palmitoleoyl-protein carboxylesterase notum1. NCBI's taxonomy places the organism in Eukaryota, Metazoa, Arthropoda, Branchiopoda, Diplostraca, Daphniidae. The record is from RefSeq and is a predicted model, not a curated record. Gene Ontology annotation, molecular function: hydrolase activity.
AUGAAAACGGCGUCGAGGUGGACGGCGACGGUGUUGGCCGCAGCGGCCGUCUUCUUUCUCGUCGUCGAUGGCCGUCCCAAUCAAGUGGUGACACCUACCGAGCACAGCGUCAACUCGCCUUUCGUACGACGUCGUUCGUCCGGAAUCAGCCGACGGAGCACGACGACGCCCGACAUUCUCCGGCAACAUCUCAAACAGGCUUUGUCUAAAUGCAAUUCACGCGAGCCUCCUCCUACGCAGAAAAUUCUACUCAAAGACAAAAAUGCAGUCUGCAAUGAUGGAUCUCCCGCUGGGUACUUUAUCCGCAAAUCGUACGGCAGCAAACGUUGGAUCGUUUUUCUUGAAGGUGGUUGGUAUUGUUACGACAAGCGCAGUUGCGAAUCGCGUUGGAGUCGCCUGCGAGGCUUCAUGACCUCCAACAUGUGGCCCGAUACUCGUCAAGUUAGCGGCAUUUUGUCGCCAGAUCCGGAAGAGAAUCCCUAUUGGUGGAACGCAAACCACGUGUACGUACCGUAUUGUUCCAGCGACUCAUGGAGUGGAUCGUCCCCAGCUGGGGCCACAUCCCGUUUCGCUUUCAUGGGUUCGGUCAUCAUCCAAGAAGUGCUGCGUGACUUGCUGUCCCAGGGUCUCCUGAACGCUUCCAAAUUGAUGCUAACAGGCAGCAGUGCCGGAGGGACGGGCGUGAUGCUGAACCUGGACAGGGCCACGGACUUCCUGCGAACGCAAGGCUCAACAGCUGAGGUUCGUGGUGUCACCGACUCCGGUUGGUUCCUGGACAACGUGCCCUACGCACCGGCUGACUGCCAGGAUCCGCAGCGCUGCGCACCGACCACGGCCGUCCAGAUGGGCCACACCUUGUGGAAUGGCCAGGUGCCAUCGGCUUGCAAAGGCCAGUACGCUGCGCAGCCUUGGCGCUGCUAUUUCGGCCACCACCUUCAUCGGACAUUGAAAACGCCGUUGUUCAUUUUCCAGUGGCUGUUUGACGAGGCUCAAAUGCUGGCCGAUAACGUCGGUCCCCCCAUGUCCAAAGAACAAUGGGAUUACAUUCACGCCGUUGGUGAUGACUUGCGGCGCACCUUCGCCAAUGUCUCGGCAGUGUUCUCACCGUCAUGCAUAUCGCACACGGUACUAACGAAACGGGAUUGGCAAUCCAUCCGCAUCGGAGACAUUUCACUGCCCCAAGCUCUGCGCUGUUGGGAACUUCAACCUUACUGGUCCGUCUCGAAUCAUUUGACGCCAAACGGACAUCACCAUCAUCGGCAUCAUCACCGACCUCAGACAAGUGAAGACGGCGAGAACGAACAGCAGAAUCUUGCGGCUCAUUCUGUCCAGCAUUCACUCAGACACGGUCACAAGCGAUACAAGGCCGCCAAUGUCGAAUCCAAUCCCAUCGUUUUAUUGGCCGAUGAUCCCGAGAUGCCGGCAAACGCUGUGACGGUCAAACCAGCCAAAAAUCUGGUCCGUUCCGGCCAACGGGCUCCUGGCAGCGAAUUGGUUGUCGGUACGGCUAACACGACGCUCAUUCCUAACGGAAGGCAUCCGAAUCGUAAUGGAACGCGUAAGAAUAAAGAGGAAAGAAAGAAGGCAGCAGGAGGUCGUAAACGUGGCAAGAAGGCCGGUGAGAAUAAACGAAACACUAAAGGGAAUGUCGGGCCCAACAGCGGAGCCGGAUUCGUUACGCCAGCCGGAAAAUCAGGUCGCAAAAGACAACAACAGCAGCAGCAGCAACAACAACAACAACAGAAAGGCCAUAAAGAAAGUGCGAGCAAUCACAGCAGUCACCGCAGAAAUAAUCACAACAACAAAGACAAGAAGCGCAAAAAAGACAAGAGCCAGACAAAGGAUGAAACGACGACGCGUCCGAGGAGAGAAGCUGCUGCAAUUGUGGUAGAUCCUACACCGGCGUCAGCACCUGAAUUUUGCCAACACCGGCUGGUUGAUCGGUGCACGUGGCCUCAGUGCAAUCGGGUGUGUCCUAAACUUCACAAUCCAUUCACCGGUGAGGAAAUGGAUUUCAUCCAGCUGCUCAAAUCUUUCGGGCUCGAUAUGAGUAGCGUGGCCAACGCCCUUGGCAUCGAUAUGCACACGCUCAACAAUAUGGAUCACGAUGUGUUGCUCCAUUUAUUGACACAGCAAACCAACUAGACAAUUUUUUUUUUAGCGACAAAAAACGGAAAAGAUCUUUUUUUUUUUUUUAUUAUUUCAUUUUUUCCUACCAAAACUACGACGCCCCCCACACACAACGAUAUAUAUAUAUUAUACAUACAGGCCUAUAUGCAUUUGUUUGUAUUGUUUCUAAUAUUUGUUUAUUUUUAUUUUUUUUAUUUUGUGAAUUAUUAUUAUUAUAACUACAAAAAUUAGUCCCUCUCCCGGCUUACAAAUUCCCACAAAAGAAUUUCUUUAAAAAACAAAUGAAAAAAAAAAACAAACAAAAAAAAAAAACAAAACAAAAAAAAAACAAAAGGAAACAUGUUGAUUCCUGCUUGCCUACCUGAAAGCCAGCAAGCCGUGCUGUACAUUGACUGGUCAAUGUUUGGUCAGUUCAAUCCAACAGAUUUUGUAUGCAAAAAAAAAAAAAAAAAAAAAAAGGUUGAAUUUGAAUAAUUAUGUCAUGUUAUAAUGUCAAGAGGAUUCAGAAGCGGAUAAAGAAAGCAAACCUCCUGCAGCGAAAGAAAAGGAGAACGAACAAACCAAACCGGAAACAUCAACACACACAACAACAACAACCCCUCUGUAGAUCUCAGGAAUUUUUAAACGAAAACCACAAACCAACCAACAGCCUACAAAACAAAAGAGGAAGUGAUGAAUUAAAAAAAAAAAAAAACGACCCUGAUUCAUCAACUUCCUACAUCUCAUUCCUCCCCCCCAACAACCUGCUCCAAUCAUCUGCAAACAUCAUUUGUCGCCUGAAAGAAAUCGCCAACAUUGUUGACCACUCGCCCCUCUUCUUUUAAUUAUUAUUAUUUUUUAAAUAUCAAAAAAGUGUAAAAAUUUUGUAUCAUAUAUAAUCCAGACAAGCCCAGUGUGUUGCGAUGUGCGUUGAUUGAUUGUACGAUGUGUUCGGUCUAGCGCUGCCCUUGCAGCGCAAUUGCAAUUUGCGAACGUGUAAACUGUUAAUGCGUGUGUGUGCGUAAUAUUAAAUAGUGCGUGUAUGUUGCGUGUGUGCAGACAGUAUAACAGUUAUACGUCUUAUAUUCGUUGAUUAGGUAAUUUUUUUGCUAUAUUUUCUUGCCUGUGAAUUUGACUCCAAUUUUUGUUUUGUUCUGUGAAAGAAAAGAAAAUACGAGAAAUAACACGA